Hibiscus syriacus is the source of this 870-nucleotide messenger RNA. RefSeq lists its product as uncharacterized. The record is from RefSeq and is a predicted model, not a curated record. Lineage: Eukaryota; Viridiplantae; Streptophyta; Magnoliopsida; Malvales; Malvaceae. Bases 1 to 870 code for a protein of 289 amino acids. The transcript has a single exon.
AUGGACUGGCGUAAACUUUUUGGGUGUCAAGCAGGGCACGAACUUGACUAUUCUCCACCAGAAAAGAGCGAUAAAUCCCUAACUGUUCAACCUCCCCUUGAGGUCCUAGAGGCUAGUACGGCUGAGUGGAGAAAUUCUCUGGUGGGUCAGUUCUUAGGGGCUGCUCCAAAUUUCAUCUCCCUCCAACGAACCAUCGAUAAACUCUGGAACCAGACUUCGACAGGAGCUCGCGCGCAGGUAAGUCUCGAAGGUAAAAAUCUCUAUAUUUUCUCCUUCAAUUAUGAUGUUGCUAGGGAUUGGGUUCUUGAGAAUGGCCCGUGGCAUAUUCUCAACAAACCUCUAAUCCUUCGAAAGUGGGAACCCAAUAUGCAAAGACUGAACUUUGAUCUUUCCAGAUUGCCUCUAUGGAUACAUUUAUAUAAUAUUCCAUUAGAACUAUACUCUAGAGAAUGCCUUAGUUACAUAGCCAGUGCUCUAGGAAUUCCAUUAACUAUGGACUCUAUUACUGCAUCGAAAACUAGGCUUGAAUAUGCUAAGGUAUGCAUCGAAAUAGGAGCAAAAAAAGACAUUCCUGAAACUGUCGAAGUUAUUCUUGCUAACGGCAAAACUUCCACAAUCUUUGUCGAAGUUCCUUGGUUCCCUUAUAGAUGCAGGAAAUGUAGUACAUUUGGCCAUUCUGAUAAAGAAUGCAUGAACAAAACAAAUCCUGCCCCUCCACAAAUUAAAAUCUGGAGAAAAAAGACACCUCUCAUUGAUAAUGCUAUUCAUAAAACUGAAAAUUUAGAAUCCUUGAAGGUUGCUCUGCCUGACUCUUCCUCCUCAAAGGAAAUUGUUAACUCUGCUGAUAACAAUUCAAUAACAGAACCAUAA